AUGGCGCUGGAAUGGACCUAUAAGAAUAUUUCCGCUUUUGGAGGCAACUCGGAAUCUAUUGGCAUUGGGGGAUACUCGGCUGGGUCAUAUUCUGCUUUCCUGCAGCUUCAGUUUGACAUACAACAACCUGCGGACCAACAAAUAAUACGACGAGUGGCGUUGCAGUCUAAUUGCCCAAUUACCGCGCCAAUUUCGUGGGGAUCGAACCAAGUACACAAGAAAUAUGAACAAUUACUCCAGUCCUGCGGAAUUCCUGCUUCAGAGAGACCUGAAAAAAGGCUGCGGCAUCUUCGGGGGUUAAAUAUGAAACAACUCCUUUCCGCCCUUGCCACCCUAACGGAUCCUGUUUUCAGACCUGUGCUUGAUGAAAGUUUCAUAUCUUCCAGCAUGAUGCUUGAUAUCUAUAACGGUACAAUGGCGAGGGCCAUCGCUAAGAGGCAUAUUUCGAUCCUGUUCGGCUACACGCAGCGAGAAGAAGCUGUCUAUGGUGCUAUUGCACCAAACACGGAGGUUCAGGUAAAAAACACCUUGAGACAGUACUUCCCUGAACGUGUGAUCAGUGCUGCUUGGCCAUUGUAUGUGCGCGGUGUUGGUAGCCCCGCAGUUGAUUGGCCAAUGGUUUUCGGCGACAUGUUCGCUGACCUGCAAGUCAGAGUUGGAGGGAUUGGACUUGCGAAAGAACUAGUUUCCGGUGGAGUUCCAACCUCACUACUUUAUCGUUACGAGGUUCAAUGGAGGGCUCAGGCAAUUGACGCAUUUCUUCCACCAGAAAUGGGAGCGACACAUGGGUCGGACGCACAACUCGUCUGGUUUGCAACAGAUAAACUCUUAAAACACGAUGAAAAGUCAGUGGUUCAACGAUGGGUGUUACCCUGGGUAGCUUGGGUGGAGGGGCGAGAGAAUGUGGCGAGGAGUGGUUGGCGGCUGCCUGGGUUAGAAAAAAAAAGAGUAUUGGAAUCAGAUGGUCAAAUCAACACGGUUGAUGUAGACUCUAGAAAGCUUAUCGCUGUCUGGGAGGCUAUUAAGGCAGCUACUAUAUGA
This is a messenger RNA of Aspergillus udagawae, 1041 nucleotides long. RefSeq lists its product as uncharacterized. The transcript has a single exon. Lineage: Eukaryota; Fungi; Ascomycota; Eurotiomycetes; Eurotiales; Aspergillaceae. The record is from RefSeq and is a predicted model, not a curated record. The coding region runs from base 1 to 1041 and encodes 346 amino acids.